Messenger RNA from Armigeres subalbatus, 2109 nucleotides. RefSeq names its product regulator of hypoxia-inducible factor 1-like. Bases 89 to 1996 code for a protein of 635 amino acids. The transcript is spliced from 7 exons. NCBI's taxonomy places the organism in Eukaryota, Metazoa, Arthropoda, Insecta, Diptera, Culicidae. Gene Ontology annotation, molecular function: acyltransferase activity, transferring groups other than amino-acyl groups. The record is from RefSeq and is a predicted model, not a curated record.
GCAAUUAACAGUAUACGGUAGCAGAUUUAGAAUACAGAAACAGUUCAUGUGCUCAAGUUGUGUCGUUGUCACGUGCUAAGUUGUCGUGAUGGAUUGUGUAGUUCUCGUGUCCAAACUCGCACUCCUAAUAAGUGUUGCUGCCCUAGCAGAGAAAACGUUCGAUCCACCAAUUUACAAAUAUGAUAACUACGAGAUAUGCAAAGCAAAGUACAAUCAGGAGGCAACAUUUUGCAUCACGAAGAUUCAUCUUGACUCGGAAGAUGGUGGAAACUGCUCGAUCCCGAGUGCGAUUAGCCCCGACAACCAUCCAAACAUUUUGUCUUGGUCCGUUUGCGUUCAGGAUUGCAAACAUGAGCUGAUGUCCCUGACCCCACGCGAGAGGGCACAGCUUAAUUAUCGGCACGAUGAAACUGAUGAAUCGAAUCAAGGAGAUUUGAAACAUCGGUAUGGAAACCUCACCAAAGCCUGUCUUAUCAACCGGCUGCAAUACCAUUUCAACAAAACUGGAACCAUUGAAGUGCAGUAUUGUGAAUCGAAUGAAGAACAAACCAGUGAUUGGGUAGCAAUGCUCUUUCUAGGUAUUUGUAUUACCUCAAUCGUUCUGACAGGGUAUGCAACCCUCACGAACAGAACAGCUGAAUCUCUCAAUUCUACCGAGCCGGGACUGGUUGAAGCGUUCGCCAUACAACGAUCUUGGCGCACCUUCCUGGACAUCCCGACCACUAAGACCUAUCAGGACUUCCGGUACAUCGAGGGUGUCCGAGUUGUGGUCUGUCUUAUCAUCGUAUUCAUGCACACCUGGUAUGAAGUGAUCAUGCUGCCGACUUCCAAUCCGGAGAAGCUCCUCGAGAUAUCGUUAUUUGGAAAGUUCAUAAACAUCAUGUCGCCAACUUACGUCCAGAUCUUCCUCACCAUAAGCGGUCUGCUGGUGGCGGUCUAUUUCCUUCCGGAAGCGGGCAAAGAAGAAUCCUUCAGAUGGUCAUUUCUGCGAAACAAAUUGCUGAAACGAUUGAUUCGGUUGAUGCCGACGUACGUACUAUGGAUGCUGUUCACUGCUUCGCUGUACGGAACCAUGAAUAACGGUCCAAUGGCCUAUCAUACCCUGAAAAUGCACAGUCAGCCAUGUCGGGAGUUUUGGUGGACUAAUUUGAUAUUUACCAACAAUUUUCCGAUCCGAGAUAGUUUCUGCAUGAUUCACACAUGGUACUUGGGUGCUGACAUGCAGGUGUUUGUGGCUGCUCUUGGAUUUUUAACGCUAAUGUGGCGGUUCCCAGAUGCUUUCCCGAAGAUGGUGGCCAUCGUUAGCUUGUCAGCUGUUUCAAUCCUAGUUUUCAUUUCUCACGCGUAUGCUUUGGAUCCGAUAUUUCGGCUAGGACUUGGAGACAUGCUUUACGGAAUUCCGUUGUUCCGAUGGAUGCUUGUGCUCUACAUACCAGGAUACACGAACAUUUGGUCAUACCUCUGUGGAAUUACAGCUGGACAUAUGUACGUUACCAUCAGCAAUGGUGGCCCUGAUCUUCGUGACACUACGUUAUACAAAAUCAUUCGAUUCCUAUCGUCGAGCCUGGUGGUAGCUGUUAUAGCAACAUCCUUCGUAGUAUACAACGCACCGUAUGACCGUUCGUCCAUUUGGACGGCUCUGAUGAACGCAAUCACUCGAAUCUACAUUCCGCUGUUCGUCUCCGUAUGUUUCGUUGAGGGAAUCGCUCGUCCCGCGGGUAGUAUCCGCUCGCUUUUCAACAAACCGGUGUUCAGCUAUCUGGGGAAGCUGUGCUACAUAGUCUUCAUCGUUCACUACAGUGUCAUCAAGGUGCUGUACUGCCGAGACGAUCCGAACGGAACCGUAGACUACGUCACGAACAUAGUGCGUUUCGGCAUUACGACGGUGGUGUCGUUUGCACUUGCUUUCCUUAUAUUUUUAUUCAUAGAGCAGCCUUUAGUUGCAUUUUUAAGGGGUAAGCUCGUUACCCAAGCUGACAAAAGGAAGACACAAUAGAGCUUAAAAUGAUGUAAUUGUAAUUGUCCAUAUUUGUAAUAAACAACUAGGCUAGACUAGAGAAGAUUUUACAAAUGACGCAAUUACAAUAAAUGAUGCAGAAGGAUACCAGA